AUGCGAGAAAGUAAAGGACCGUCGACAGCUAAGUCGAAUAAUGGAAAUACUACUAGUUAUGGAUCGGGUCAAAAUACAAGUGGUAUUGAUUUACGCGAUAUGGAAAAUUCAUUUGGUGAUAUUGGAUUAAGUAUAACAUCAAAACCUUUGGCUAAAGUUCAGAAAUUAUCUGUUCAAACUCUCUUAAAUGGUUCAUUUCCUCGAGUAUCUGAUAAACAACACAUAACAAGUGGAAAUCGUAGUGGAAAAUCGUUUAAUAACUCAAAUAUUGAAUCAUCAUUACCAUAUCUAAAUGAUUCACUUGUAUCAGGUGGAACAUCAGCUCGUUUACAUCAAACAAUAGUUCAUCAUUCUCAUGCUCAUAAUAAUAGUCAUGGUGCAGCUGCUCUUACAGCAAGAACUAUACGUCGAGAAAAAACUCGUGAAGGAAGUUUAAAAUCAUCUUCAAAAGAAACAGAUAUAACAAAUAAUCAUAGUUUAUAUCAUCAUAAUUCAAGUGCUUCUUCAAUUAUUUCAAAUUCUUAUCAAAUUUCAAGAUCAAGAAGUUUUUUUACUAAUAAUUCAACGGAUAAUAUUAAUAAAACAGCUAAUUUUCCAAUGAAACCAUCAGAAGCCGUAUCAUAUUAUGGUGAUAAAUUGACUGAUUUUGAAAAAACGGAAAUAUUUGAUUAUAAUGAAAUUUAUUUUCUUGGCUUAGAAGCUGAAAAAAUUUCAGCAACUAACAUUAAAGAUUAUGAUGAUGAAAAUGGUUCUUAUAUUAAAAUGAGUAAAGAUCAUAUUUAUUAUCGAUUUGAAAUAUUAGAAACAUUGGGCAAAGGUUCAUUUGGUCUUGUUCUUCGAUGUUAUGAUCAUAAGAAAAAAGAAGCUGUUGCUUUAAAAAUAAUUCGAAAUAAAAAACGUUUUCAACAACAAGGUCUUGUUGAAGUUAAUAUAUUAAAACAUUUAAAAACAUUAGAUACGGAUAAUUCAUUAAAUAUUGUUCAUAUAAAAGAACAUUUUUAUUUUCGAUCUCAUCUUUGUAUUACAUUUGAAUUACUUGGAAUUAAUUUAUAUGAAUUAAUUAAAAAAAAUAAUUAUCAAGGUUUUAGUGUACAUUUAGUCAGACGUUUUGCUAAUUCUCUUUUACAAUGUCUUCGUGUUAUGUACAGAGAAAAAAUAAUUCAUUGUGAUCUUAAACCAGAAAAUAUAUUAUUAAGACAAAAAGGCAGUAGUAGUAUUAAAGUUAUUGAUUUUGGAUCUGGGUGUUUUCAAUCACAAAGAAUUUAUACAUAUAUUCAAUCUCGAUUUUAUCGAGCACCUGAAAUAAUCUUAGGUAUACCUUAUACACCAGCUAUUGAUAUGUGGAGUUUUGGUUGUAUUCUUGUCGAAUUAUUUACUGGUUAUCCAAUAUUUCCUGGUGAAAAUGAACAAGAACAAUUAUCAAUGAUAAUGGAAGUUAUUGAUGUACCACCGAAUCAUGUUCUUGAACAAGGAUCAAGAAAAAAACUUUUUUUUGAUUCAAAAGGAGUACCUCGAAGUCUAUCAACAAAAACAUUAAAAAAACGUCGUCCAGCUAGUCGUCCAUUAGGACAAAUUCUUCGAACAACUGAUCAAAAUUUUAUUGAUUUUAUUCGUCGAUGUUUUGAAUGGGAUCCUGUUGAACGUUUAACACCAGAAGAAGGUUUACGUCAUGCAUGGAUAAUUGAAACUAAAUUAAAACAACGAACAUCAAGAGAAUCAAAAAAUAGAUAUAGAACAAAAAAAGAUGAAAAUAUUUCAACUGUCAAUGCUGAUUCUUAUUUUAGUUUAAAUGAAACAACAGGAAAUGAAGAAACGUUUGCAAAUGAACAAGAUAAACAAACAGGAAUAAAUAUUCUUCCAAUAUCAAUAUUACCUAGAAUUUCAAAUCAAUAA
Messenger RNA from Rotaria sp. Silwood1, 1893 nucleotides. NCBI's taxonomy places the organism in Eukaryota, Metazoa, Rotifera, Eurotatoria, Philodinida, Philodinidae. The record is from the annotation of a GenBank genome assembly.